AUGGAUACACUGCGCAUGCUCGACAGGCUGUCCUACCACCUAGCAGGCCCCCACAGAAGAGCCUUCUACAACACUCUUUGCAAGUGCAUGGAAAAGGAGGAAAUAAAACAGAACGGCGAACACCUGGCCAGAGUGCAGACUAUGCAGAUGUACUGUCUCGCUGUGGACGGGCUAAUAGAGAAAGCAUCGAGCAUCUUUAACGACGAUCUGAAAAACAGAACAGAGCUCUUGGAGCCGUACAACAUAGAGCAGAUUAUGCUGAAGGAGGCCCUUCUCAUGUGCAAUCUUCUGGACAGGAUAGACACAAGCAAGCUCUCAGAAAAGGAAAGGUUUGAGAUAUUCUUGAUAAGUAAAAACUUUGACUCCUGCAAGACUUCUGCGAUCUCUCUGAUAAAGCACCACGGAAAGUACGCGAUGAUCCUUUAUCUCGUGCAGAACGACCUCAUGAGCUGUUCCAUUUCCACGCUCGCGCUUCUUCUAAACAGAAUCACCGUGACCAACUCGCUCAUUUCUCUUCUCAUCAGGAAGGGCGUGCCGUACUCUGUUGUCAGAAAAUACAUCAGGCCAGAAAAAGACGCGCACUUUCUUCUUCUCAUGAAAACCCUUCUUCUCGCAGGAGAGUCCAUUGUAGAGUACGGGUAUCCAAGCGCAAGCGCCCUGAUUAACGAGCUGGAUGACUGGGAGAUAUACGAAUACGCAAUGCAGAGCGGCAUCAGAAUAGAUGCACACUGUGCAGAAAGCCCUGUCAAAAACAAAAUUUUUCUAAAUAAAAAUUUUCACAUCCACCAAACAAAGUAUGCAAUGAUCACAAGCCCAACAGCAGCCAGCAUUGCAGCAUACAUCAAUGCAACAAGCGCAGUAGAUGCAUACACAGUCACUGCCAUGGCUUCACUGUCAGAGCACGAUGCAAAAGAUCUGGAGUCUCAUCUGUCCCCCGGCUCUCAGCGUAUGAUGAGCCUGUACAAUGGCACACCCAUCCUCUCCAGCGACAUCACAUCUCCUGGCGGUCUCCUGCUGGUCAUUGGGCUACUGCUCAGAAAUAAAUCAGAAGAGUCUUUGCUGGACGCUCUCGUCCUGUGCUACAUGCACAGAGACACAGGCUACUAUGUGCGAGUUGUGAUGUGCGUGCUCUUCAGAUACUUCUUUAUGUACUCCCAUCUCAUCAACAAUUUCAGCCUACUGGAUGCAGAGAACAUCCAAGUGGAAGGGCUGGGGUACCUUUGGAGCGACUUAGAAGUGCUGUUAGGGCUUGACCCAGGGAUACACGCAGUCUCCUAUAUGCACACCCGGUCCAGGGCCAUUGCUGACAUAAAUAACGGGUUUAUGAAGUUCAUUGAGGCAGAAGCAUAUUCGCAAAUCGAGCCACUUCUAGCAUACAGAGAUGCUCUGAUAGACUCGCCCAUACGAAAACAAAUAGCAACAAGAGAAUUGCAGAAAAGCGUCUCUAAGCCAGCAAUAGAGAAUAUUUUAAUCAGCGAAGCCAGACACAUAUUUACAAAAAUAACCAGCCCGCCUGCGGAAAAAGAGUGCAAGUUGCUGACCAUCCAGCAGAAACCAAAGGAGAUAGAUGCAGAAUGUAUCCGCGCCAUGGGAGAAGCAGCCAUUGAGAGGGUCAAAAAGUACACAAAUACAUCAACAGCCGACAGACUCAUAUCUGACCUAGUAGAAGCACAAAGUGCAGCAUACGCUGCUAUAGCAGAGAGAUAUAAGGAAUGCUACAGCAGCAAAAAGAGUUAA
Molecule: messenger RNA, 1737 nt
Organism: Nematocida minor
Lineage: Eukaryota; Fungi; Microsporidia
Exons: 1
Coding region: 1-1737 (578 amino acids)
Source: RefSeq, a predicted model, not a curated record